AUGAACUUUUAUGAAUCCGAAGACAGUCAGGUCCAAAAAGCCUUGGAAAAUUUCCGCAAAAAUCUACAGAUAAUGCACGCAGCCUAUCAGAGACACAGAGGCAGGUGCUUAGUUCGUAUCUCGUCCUAUAAAGGUGCAACCUUGGAACAAGUUUAUAUCAUGGGUAGCUUCACUUCUCCACCUUGGAAAGUUUUAAUUCCUCUUUCUUAUUCUAUAACUUAUAAAGAAUAUUUUAUCGAGUUAUGACUAUCUGCAGAGUCAGAAUUUUUGUUGGUUAAAAAGGAUAUUAAAUUUGCACUAGAAGCUUUCCCGCAAAGGAUGAGCAAGCUUGGCUUUAUAGCCAACUAUAUAAAAAUCAUAAAACCUGCUAACAGUAACAGAAAACCUUCAAAAUGCAACAUUAAAUAUCAAUUUAUCAGUGAAGGGCUUUCGCAAGUAAAUUAAAGAAUUCUUAACGUCUUCCAGAUUUGAUGCCAUCUCAUGCUUUCGACAACGCCCAACCUGCUUGCCGGGCGGAAAUUCAGCCGCUAUUUGAAACAGUGGUGUUCUCUAGGAGCAGGCUUGCACUGUGAUCUCCUAGAGUACCGGUGGGUUAGAAAGACGACCUGCCAGUAUGCCAUCGGGUGCUAUGGAGGUAAACGUUAGCCGAUACUUCUUUUCGGCCACCUUUGGCGGAGUGACACCCAGAAAAAAGAGCCACAGCCUUUCGGAGCCGGUAGGGAGAACCCGUGGCCAAAAACCAUCCGGAUGCUUUCGCAAGGGAAAGAGCCAGAUAUUAACGAAGAUGCAUUUUUUUGUUCAAAAUUUGCUAUUGGCAUUGCAGAUGGAGUUGGUGGAGUAAAACGAGAUUUUGGCAUAUCCAGUGCCGCAUUUUCUUCAGAGCUAAUGAAAAAUUGUAAAGAAAUCACCGAUAAGAUUGAUGCUUCCUUUAAUGCAAAUUUCCAAACCUCAAACAAAGUUUACUUAAAAGGUCUAAACUGCGAAAAAAUAAUUACACAAGCCUAUCAAAAAACAAAUUGCGGAGGGAGUUCCACGUUCCUCUUGAUUUCUCUGCUUGGCAAUCAUCUCCAGAUUUCAAAUUUAGGGGAUUGUGGGCUAAUGCUAAUAAGAAACAAUGGGAAAAAGCCAAUAGUUGUAUUCCGGACAACAGCAAAACAGCACUCUUUUAAUGUUCCUUAUCAAAUUUCAAGGAAAUUUACAAAGCUGCAAUUAUUGACUACUUCAGAAAAUAAUUCACAAAGCUUUUAUAUAAAAGACCACUGGCUGGAAUACUCAGACUGCGUUUCUGAUGCUGAUAAUUAUUUGAUAAGUGUCCAGAAAAAUGACAUCAUUGUGAUGGGAACAGAUGGGCUGUGAGAUAAUUUAUUUGUUGAUGAGAUUCUUGAGCAAGUAAAAGUAUCCUGCAGAGAUCAUAUGAAUUUGAAGGAAAUUUCUGAAAAUUUAGUUGAGAUGGCAAGAGCAAGAAUGAAUAGUGAAGAAAACACUCCUUUUAGUGAAGAAAUUUCAAGAAAAACUGGGCAUUCGUGGGUUGGAGGGAAAAGAGAUGACAUCACUGUUGUGGUGUCUUAUGUUGAUGAUGCUUAA
Messenger RNA from Blepharisma stoltei, 1584 nucleotides. NCBI's taxonomy places the organism in Eukaryota, Ciliophora, Heterotrichea, Heterotrichida, Blepharismidae. The record is from the annotation of a GenBank genome assembly.